Messenger RNA from Cucurbita maxima (winter squash), 971 nucleotides. Its product is annotated as soluble inorganic pyrophosphatase 1-like. The record is from RefSeq and is a predicted model, not a curated record. Gene Ontology annotation, molecular function: magnesium ion binding; inorganic diphosphate phosphatase activity. Gene Ontology annotation, biological process: phosphate-containing compound metabolic process. Lineage: Eukaryota; Viridiplantae; Streptophyta; Magnoliopsida; Cucurbitales; Cucurbitaceae. The transcript is spliced from 9 exons. The coding region runs from base 162 to 797 and encodes 211 amino acids. Gene Ontology annotation, cellular component: cytoplasm.
GAACAGAUGUAAGAGGCAGCUUCCUUCUCUCCCCCCCGGAUUGACUUCCUCUUCAUCCUCUUCUCUAUAUAUCAAUCUUCCUUCUCCAUUUUCAUUCCAACUCUUUCGCACUCUUUCAUCUCCUUUCCAAUCUCCCUUUUUUCUCCUUCGAUCUUUCAGAUAUGACUUCUAAUGAGAAUGCCGUCGGUGAGAAGAAUCGAGUUCCGAAGCUGAAUGAACGGAUUCUUUCUUCGCUCUCUCGAAGAUCGGUUGCUGCUCAUCCUUGGCAUGAUCUUGAGAUUGGACCUGAUGCUCCUAAGAUCUUCAACUGUGUUGUUGAGAUUACAAAGGGAAGCAAAGUCAAAUAUGAACUUGAUAAGAAGACUGGGCUGAUCAAGGUUGAUCGAAUUCUGUAUUCAUCAGUGGUCUAUCCUCAUAAUUAUGGCUUCAUCCCCCGUACACUGUGCGAAGACAAUGAUCCUAUGGAUGUUCUAGUACUUAUGCAGGAACCAGUUCUUCCUGGUUGUUUUCUCCGAGCCAAGGCCAUUGGACUAAUGCCCAUGAUUGACCAGGGAGAGAAGGAUGAUAAGAUCAUUGCAGUCUGUGCUGAUGAUCCAGAAUACAAGCAUUACAACGACAUCAAAGAGCUUCCCCCUCACCGUCUCUCUGAGAUUCGUCGCUUCUUCGAAGACUAUAAAAAGAAUGAAAACAAGGAGGUAGCAGUUAAUGACUUCUUACAUUCAGGCGUUGCUCUUGAAGCUAUCCAGUACUCGAUGGAUCUUUAUGCUGAGUACAUUCUGCAUACCCUGAGGCGAUAAACCGACCAAUUUACCCCGCCGAUCACCUUAAUAAAAGGCCGUUGUAACGUUUAUAUUUCAAACAAACAUGUUCUGUUGUAAUGUGGGACUAGUUUCCUUUUUCCUUUUCUUUUUGAAUUCAAAUUUUUGGUUAUCUGAUAGAUGAAUACCACGUCAAGGUUUGAUUCACUAAAA